AUGAUAGCUGAGAUAGAAUCAAUUAUUGACUCCCAUCAAAAAUCCGAAAAAUCAAAAAAUAGCGUGAAAUUGCCAGAUAUUGUAUUACCAAAAUUUAAUGGCGAGUAUAGUGAGUGGACAGCCUUUAUUGACAUUUUUAAUUCAUUGAUUCAUAAUAAUUCAAAAUUAGCGCCAGUGCAGAAAUUGCACUAUUUAAAAGGUGCUCUCACCUUAUCAGCUUCAGAAUUAAUAUCUAGUAUAAGUGUCACAAAUGAAAAUUAUGCAGUAGCAUAUGAUCUUGUAAUUAAAACUUACAAUAAUCAAUUUUUAAUUGUCAAUGCUCACUUGCAGAGCAUUGAUAGCAUACCUGUAAUACAAAAGGGCAGUCAUGAGAGGUUGAGAGCUCUUUUAAAUAGUGCAAGACAACAAAUUCAGUCAUUGAAAGCCUUCUUUGAGCCUGCAGCACAUUGGGACAUUAUCUUAUUGCAUAUGUUGUGUAGGAAGCUUGACAGUGGGACAAAAGUGGCUUGGAAUCUGUCUCGGGCGUCAGAGCAGUUACCUUCUUUAGUGGAGUUCUUCACAUUUCUUGAACUCCGGGUAACAGCCUUGGAGAAUUCGUGUAGCACAGACAGCAAACCAACCACCAAGUCUGUUCAUACAAUUGUUAAGAAACCUACACAACUGUGUAGUUAUUGCAAAAAUGAAGACCAUGUGCUGUAUAAAUGCUCUACUUUUAAGGCACUGGAUGUAAAGGCAUGUAAGUUUUUUAUUAAUAAAAAUUCGAUUUGCUCUCGUUGUUUGGCUUCUCGACAUAAUGUUGCUAAAUGUAAAUUUAGAUAUGAUUGUUCAAAGUGCAAAGAAUCGCAUAAUACUUUGCUACAUGAAGAACCUGAGCCAAUGCCCAGCACUUCAAGUAGUACUGUAUGCAUGGCAAAUAAUACGGGGAUGCAAACAUCCCCGGUUAUCUACGGUUUCUCUCAUUGUUAUGGGCACCGACGGAACCCAACAUAA
Ctenocephalides felis (cat flea) is the source of this 990-nucleotide messenger RNA. RefSeq lists its product as uncharacterized. The record is from RefSeq and is a predicted model, not a curated record. The transcript has a single exon. NCBI's taxonomy places the organism in Eukaryota, Metazoa, Arthropoda, Insecta, Siphonaptera, Pulicidae. The coding region runs from base 1 to 990 and encodes 329 amino acids.